UGUUCAGCAGCGCAGGAACACUGGAGCUGGGAGCGGUCUGAUUCGGGAAGUGCUGUGUGUGUGAAUAUGGAUUCCAGACUGCAGGGAGAGAGCUGGACCGAGGAGGUAAUCUGUCCCAUUUGUCUGGAUUUCUUCACUGAUCCGGUUAUACUGGAUUGUGAACACAACUUCUGCCGCUCCUGUAUCACCCAGAGUUGGGGAGAUAGAGAGAGAAACUCCUGCCCGGAAUGUAGACAGGAGAUUCCGGACAGAAACCUCAGAGGAAACCGGGCCUUAGCGAAUCUGGCCGAGAAAGCUCGAAGAUUAAGUCUGAAUCCAGAAGAGAAGGAAAGUAAACAUCACUGUGAGGAACAUCAGGAAGAACUGAAGCUGUUUUGUGAAACUGACAAGAAAUUGAUGUGUGUGAUUUGUAGAGAUUCCCCGGAACACAAAUCUCACAGCUUCCUGCCGAUUAAAGACGCUGUUGGAAUCUACAAGGAUCGGGUGAAAUCUUCCUUGGAUUCUCUGACAGGGAAGAAAUGGGCUGCUCUAGAAAUGCAGCAGCAGCAGAAACAGAAGAUUUCCCAAAUUCGGGAAGGAUCCAGCCGUGUGCAGACCGACAUCAAAUCCGAGUUUGUCAAAAUGCACCAGAUGCUGACUGAGAGAGAGCAGAGUUUACUCCGAGAUAUCCGGGAACAAGAGGAAAACAUUCUCAAAACAAUGGAGCAAAACCUUCGUGAAAUUGAAGAGAAUUUAAAUUUUCUUCAGCAGAAACUCUCAAAGCUGGAAAAACAGUUGGAACAAAAGGAAGGAGUGAUAUUUCUGAAGGAGGAAGCAUCUCGGAAGAGAAGGAUUCGUGAUGACACAAAAAUCCUAUCAAUUACAGAUGGUAUCCUGUCCACUGAAAAAUUCGACAACCUUUUCCCAUUUGCUGUGUGGAAUACCAGUAAACCAGUCUCUGUGACUCUAGAUGUGGAAACAGCGAAUCCCUACCUCGAGGUGUCUAAGGAUUUGAAGAGUUUUAGAUGUACCAAGAUCCGAAGGAGUCUCACUGUCACUGGGAAGAGAUUUACAGACUGUCUCUGUGUACUGGGAUCAGAGGGAUUCACGUCGGGAAGACAUUACUGGGAGGUGGAGGUGGUGGGGAAUCAGCACUGGCGAUUGGGAGUAGCCAUGGAGUCUAUGGAGAGGAAGGGACUGAUCAGUCUGAUCCCAGAGAAUGGAUUCUGGAUCAUCGAGUGGGAUUGGGAUCAGUUAUAUGUAAACUUCCCUCGAUCUCCUCUCACUGUCAGUCAGAUCCCCAAGAAGGUGGGAGUGUAUCUUAGUUAUGAAGCUGGGACAGUUUCAUUUUACAACGCUAACACCAAGUCCCAUCUCCACACCUUCACUGGGAAUAAAUUCACUGAGAAAUGUUAUCCUUUCUUUGGGACUUGGGAUUUAAAUAAAUUUCUGAGAAUUUGUUCUGGUUUGGAUCUGAAAAUGUGAAAUGAGCGGGGCCUUCCUGACCUCACAAUGAUCUGACCCUGGGAUUAGUGUCAGAGGUCAGGGAUUGGGUUCAGAAACUCCAAUUGACAAUAGAUUGUUUCAAAAUGUUGUCAAUGAAUUUUGAGGUUAUACUUGGUAAAAUCACAACCAAAGUUUCAAAAAAAUCAUGUCCAAAUAUGAUAUCCAAAUAUCUAUAUGUCAAAUGGUAAAAAUGAGAAAGGACAUUACAUCUCUUCUGUCUCUCCUUCCAUCAUUUACUCCCUGCUUCAGGCCUAUCCUCCAUCCCUUCACCUGUCCCCAGUCUGGAGCUGGGAUUUCUCUGUGUUUCCAUUUCUCACGCUUCACUGGGCUCAUGAAAUCCUGAGGGGGAUAUCUAUACACUGAAUGGUGAUAAAGCAGUACUUUCAUAAUAUGCUCCAUUGAGCUCCUUGUAUCAAUGAGGAGGGGAGAACAAAAUCCACACUCUCCCAGGAAUUCCACCACUGAAGUCAGACUCACCGGUCAGAGGUUUUCAGGCUUGUCCUUACAUCCCUUCUUUAAACAAUGGCACAACAUCAGCCAUUCCCCAGUAAUCUGGCACCUCACCUGUACUUAUAGAUGAUACAAAUAUUUCUGCAAGAAAAAAAUUCUAUCUGGCUGGAUUCUGAAUUUAUCCCAGUCUUUGGCAUCGACAAUAGUAUCACAGUGCAAGCCAGAUUGUUAUCCAGUGAGAUCACACCACAUUCUCACCCUCUCCCUCUGACUCACUGUUCUCAUUUUCACUCUCUCACACAGAUGUAAAUAUAUCCACAUAUUCUGUAUAUUCCCUGUACUCUUUAAGAACAUGGCUUUGCUCUUGCCUCGAUUUCCCUCGGCUGCCGAGGCCAGUUUGAACUGGUCACAGGUUCCCAUGAGGCUGUGCAAUGACAGCUGAUUCGAGCAUCAUCCAUAUCCAGGGAGGCUUUGACCUGCACUGCCUGGAACAUUCACCUCUCUCAGACUCACAGAGAGACAGUGAGGACAGGAGAUGUUGGAGCUUCAGAGUCAGAAGUGUGGUGCUGGAAAAGUACAAUGCCACACUUUUCGACUCUCAGGCUCACACUCGUCCUGAUGGGCUCAACAAAGGGCUCUAUCCAACACACAAACAAGGCAGGAGAGAGGGGGCAGCGCUGCCUGACUCCAGAUCUGAUCAGCGAGCUUUCUGAUUCCCACCGAUUGAUUGAGACUAUGCUAAUGAUGUUGGUGAAGAGCAGUUGGAUCCAUUUACAGAUUCCCUCCCCAGACCCCAUUUUGGAGAGCACGUCCCACAUGUACAUGUGCGAUAUCCUAUCAAAGGCCUUUUCUUGGUCUAGGCUGAUGAGGCACGUUGGUGAUCGUAUCCCUGAGGAGCACAAGGCUUUCAGAGAUCAUUAAGAAGGAUUGGUGGUUGAGAGACGACACCCAGUAAUCUUGUUGCACGAUUAUCGUUCCUUCGCUGAAGACAAAUGCAUUCCGCCCUUGGACCUUGUGGGAAAUCCACUUCCUCCAGAUUUGAAUGGUCUCGGUCACCAAUACAGCCAGGCCUCCUCCAUCCCAUUCUUUUCUGAACACCUUGUCAUCAGGAAUAUUUAGCACUCAGACCUGCCCUUCCCAGAGGUAUAUCUCUUGUCGUGCCGGCUAGGCCAGCUUUACUGCCCUUCCCUAAUUUUCCCUGAGAAGGUGCCUUAUUGAACUGAUGCAAUCUGUCUGUUUUGGGUAGACCCACAAUGCUGUUAGUGAGAGGAUUUUAGGAGUUUGAUCUGUUGUCCCUGUUAAUGCUGUCUCUGUCUCUCUCUCUGUGUCUCAGCAUUUUGUGCUUUGAGAUAUCCUUCACUAAUAUUCUCCCUUGGUUCCCAUGGCCUCAUUUGCAGUGAUCAACAUUACCACCUACUGUCCUGGGAGGGAAACUACUGUGGAAGCUGGUCUGGGAUCGCUCUUGAAUUCAC
This is a messenger RNA of Hemiscyllium ocellatum (epaulette shark), 3407 nucleotides long. Its product is annotated as nuclear factor 7, brain-like. The coding region runs from base 67 to 1464 and encodes 465 amino acids. The transcript is spliced from 6 exons. The record is from RefSeq and is a predicted model, not a curated record. Lineage: Eukaryota; Metazoa; Chordata; Chondrichthyes; Orectolobiformes; Hemiscylliidae. Gene Ontology annotation, molecular function: protein binding; zinc ion binding.